This is a messenger RNA of Scleropages formosus (Asian bonytongue), 3591 nucleotides long. It is a transcript of the gene tmem41b, whose product is annotated as transmembrane protein 41B. Gene Ontology annotation, biological process: autophagosome assembly. NCBI's taxonomy places the organism in Eukaryota, Metazoa, Chordata, Actinopteri, Osteoglossiformes, Osteoglossidae. The transcript has 7 exons. The record is from RefSeq and is a predicted model, not a curated record. Gene Ontology annotation, cellular component: endoplasmic reticulum membrane. The coding region runs from base 142 to 993 and encodes 283 amino acids.
GGUAAAAGAGGUUAAAGGUCUUUGAUUUGUAACUGACGAGGAACCGGUCGAAAGUCACCCUGCGCCUCUUCAACGCGUCUUCUGAUCACGCUGACAGGAGAAGCGGACUAAACAGGCCAAGAUCGUGUAAAUACAGUAAAGAUGGCCAAAAAGCGAAGAGAAAAGGCAGAGGCGGGCGGCAGUUCCACAGAGACUUUAUCGGAGAAGCGGGCGAAGACAGAUGAUGAGACAUUUAAAGGGCACUCAUCUCCUGUUGGCGGGUCGGCCCGCGUCUCCCUCCUUAUCCUGCUCUGCAUCUUCACGUGCGCUGCCUCCGUCAUGUAUCUAGUGUACCAGAACUUCCCCGAGCUCAGUGAAGAUGAGAGAGAAAAGAUAAAGAUCCCCAAGGACAUGGAUGAUGCCAAGGCCUUGGGCACAGUGCUCUCCAAGUACAAGGACACCUACUACACCCAGGUGUUGGUGGCCUACUUUGCUACAUACGUCUUCCUCCAGACAUUUGCGAUCCCCGGCUCCAUCUUUCUCAGCAUCCUGUCUGGCUACCUCUACCCCUUCCCUCUGGCCCUCUUCCUGGUCUGCCUGUGCUCUGGCCUGGGAGCGUCUUUCUGCUAUAUGCUGUCCUACUUGGUGGGCCGGCCAGUGGUCUACAAGUAUCUGACGGAGAGGGCUCAGAAGUGGUCUCAGCAGGUGGACAAGCACAGAGCGCAUCUCAUAAAUUACAUAAUCUUCCUGAGGAUCACUCCCUUCCUCCCCAACUGGUUCAUUAACAUCACCUCCCCUGUUAUCAACGUGCCUCUGGGGGUCUUCUUCCUCGGGACUUUCUUUGGUGUAGCUCCUCCGUCCUUCGUGGCGAUCAAUGCAGGGACCACCCUCUACAAGCUGACCACAGCUGGGGAGGCCGUGUCAUGGAACUCUCUCGCCGUGCUUGGACUGCUGGCCGUGCUUUCCAUCCUGCCCGUCUGCUUCCAGAAGAAGCUGCAGCAGAAGAUGGAGUAGGUUUUCUCUGUGCCCUACCUGUUGAACCUGUACAGCCUGUCCCCUACAGCCCGCGUAUCACCUCACAACACAACCUCAAGUCUGGGAUGGCGAUAGGCUGCUGUUAUACACACAGCUCUGUCCUCGUGCCCUAUGGCUGCAGUUGACAGGCUAAGUGCCACAGCCCUUACGCUAUUGGUCAUCAAUGACCGUAGUGUGCCUGCCCCCGUUCAAGUUCUGUGUGAAUGAGAUCUGGUUUAAGAAACCAUUGAAACCCGGUCAUUGGGCUGUCACUGCUGAUUCCAGAUGUGCACACAGAGGCACAUCUGUCCAGAUACACAGCUGGUGAAGCACAGUCUCUGUCUCCUCCCAGAAAGACUUGUCAUCCUUGAAUUUUUAUUUUUAAUCUAGCAUUGUUCUUAGUGCAUGUUUGAAUGAGUUAAAGAAUAGAAACGUAGAAGCUAUUUUCACCAGCAGUCUUUUCCCUCUCAUUAAUGAAAUGCGUUCCAUCUUUUUGCAUUUUAAUGUUUUUAACGUUUCCUGUACCCACCUGGUACUGGAGUGUGUAUGCACUUCAUAUGAAUGACCUAAGCAAUAUUUUCCCCGUGACUUCAGUUACAUCUUUUUGGGGAAGAAAACCUGGAAGGGUCCCCCCUCCCUUAUGUUUUCAUGCAUUGGUGACUAGAGACCAUUAUGGUAUAAGGAAAAAAAACAAUUCUUUGGUUGCAUCUGAUGAAACUUGAAAUGUUAAAUAGUUACUACUUGCCUAUCACGGUGACUGCAGUGAAGUAUAGUUUUUAAUUAAAGUUAACAACUGCAUUUUAUUUGGCCCAGUCAGAUAUGAAUGGUAUGAAAUGCUACAACUCAUUUUAUGCCUAUUUUUGUUUCUUUUUGUGCGUGUGGCAUAAUGAGGCAUGAUUGAAGAGCAGCUAAUAGAUCCAUUGCAGUGUUGAAGAGUUUGAUAAUGGUUUUAUACUUCUUCAGACUGAAACACUGAUGUAGAUUAAUGUAGUAUCCUAAUUAUUAAAUAAUCUACUCCAGAUCCUCAAGUCUUACUUAACAACUGGGACACGGUUGACUUUGUAUUAAGGGUUGACAGUAGACUGAUACUUGUCUUGCUGUUUUGCUCCAAAAUAUUGCUGCCUUGUACCUGCUUUUAUACUUUGUUUUAUAGUGGAAAACUUGGCUACCAGAGAACUUCUUUCCUUGAUUGGACCCUUACAACAUUUUUCUUUGCUCUCCAUCUUACAGUGCUAAUGUGAUUCUGUGGUAAGAGUUUACCACUCUUACCUCUCUAGACUUCGCCAAAAAAGAACACACUGUAAAUUUGGAGCGUCAGGAUGUUUUUUCCUGAUUUGAGUAUCCAUAAUGCUGUUGUCCAAGUUCUACUUUUACGUUCCUAAUUCUUUUGGACAUUUUGCGGUCCUGCAAUAUCAGUGGUACAGACUGUACUAUUCCCUGUGUUGUUUGGAUUCCAGUUGUCCAUUUUUUUUCUUUGCAUUUUAAACCUAGUUUGAUGGGUUCCGAAGUGAGAAUACUGGAAUUUUGUUUAUCAGAUGGAGGAGACUGCACGGGAAAUAUGAUAAGGAUGGGUUAGUUCAAAAACCAUUGUGAAAUUUACUCUGUACAAACUUGAAGGUGGCAGGGUUGGAUUGGUUAAUGUCUGAUUGGAUAGUUUGUGGCGGCGUCUGAAAUUUGUCAGUACCGUUAACAUUCACUAAAGCCGGUUCUUUAUUCUUUUCCUCCGGAAAUAUAUUUAUUUAUGCAUUUAGGACUGGAUUUUUUUUUUUUUUUAAAUAAAUCUUGAAACAAACAGGGAAGCAGUUGAAGAUUUAGCAAUUUUAUGGGUGAAAUAAUCUGUGCUACUUUUACGUCUUAAGUAGUGUAAGAAGGGUUUUCAGAAAUUUAAUUGUUGAAAUUGGAGCCGCCCCCCAGCACCACUGUUAUUAACAAUUAAGCAUAUUCAAAACCUUAUUUAAAUCAUGAAUGUGUCACAGCAGCAUAGCUGGAAUUACUGUGGCCCAAAGUACCUGGUCUUAGCUGGAAGUAAGGGCUGUGUGGAGUUGGUGCUUGUUGGUGGAGCCUUUGCAAUAAUUCUGCUCAAUCAUUCCAUUAACAAUGGCUCCAAACCAUGGGGAAAAAAUGUUUGGCCCCUCUGAGGAGGAGGUGUGGCCACUGUUCUCUGCAUCCAGAUGGAAUCCUCUAAUGCAUGUGAGUUUGAGAAUUAUAGUGUAAUCUGGGAAGUUCACAUGAAUAUCUAAUUUAUACCUUAAUUACACAACUUCAUAUCCAGUCAGUCCCCUUCAAUUUUACUUUGGCUUCUGAAUGUCAGUUGCUCUUCUGCAGAAAUUAAUUUUAUGAACAUAGCAAAACAUUAACGGUUUUCCUCUAAUGUUCAUCUGCAGAAGUUUUCUUUUGUGUUUUUGCAUUAUACCUUUAGCAGGUGGUGGUGUUGUCCAGAUGGUACUGUUACCUGCUUUUGGCAUGUAAAAAUGACCUUGACUUCCUGUCACUUCACCAUGUCUUAAACUGCCUCAUUUGAAAUAUAUCUCUGUGACCACAGUAUUACAUCUUAAAACAAACUGUAUUGCAGAAUGAUGCAUUUAAGUCCCUUUUUGU